Molecule: messenger RNA, 1444 nt
Organism: Aaosphaeria arxii CBS 175.79
Lineage: Eukaryota; Fungi; Ascomycota; Dothideomycetes; Pleosporales
Product: HK97 family phage prohead protease
Exons: 4
Coding region: 1-1440 (479 amino acids)
Molecular function (GO): oxidoreductase activity, acting on paired donors, with incorporation or reduction of molecular oxygen; monooxygenase activity
Source: RefSeq, a predicted model, not a curated record
AUGGCGGAAACAACUACGAAUGGUGCCGCUGCGCCCAAGAAGCAGAUUCUCAUCAAUGCGUUCGAUAUGUCAACCGUCGGACACUUGUCUCCCGGGCAGUGGAAGAACCCCAAUGACCGAUCUGCUACAAAGAGGAAACUCAAAUACUGGAUCGAUCUAGCUAAGCUCCUAGAGCGAGGAGGAAUCAAUGCGCUUUUCCUUGCAGACACAUACGGAGGAUACGACACAUAUGAGAACAGCCUCGACAACUGUAUCCGAAGGGCGGCACAAUGGCCAAUGACUGACCCAACUAUUCCAAUCUCUGCCAUGGCUGCAGUGACUAAGAACCUUGGGUUUGCCAUCACCGCAUCGACCUCUUUCGAACCCCCAUUUCUCCUGGCAAAACGCUUCAGUACACUUGACCACUUGACUGAUGGUCGCAUUGGCUGGAACAUCGUCACUUCGUGGAAGAAAGCAGCGUUCAAGGCCAUCGGCCUUGACACUCCCAUUGAGCACGAUCAGCGUUAUGAGCAGGCAGAUGAGUACUUGAGGGUUCUUUACAAACUAUGGGAAGGCUCGUGGUCCGACGACGCCAUAACCGAAAACAUCGAAAAAGAUGAAUACAUCGACCCCGAUCGGAUCCGCACCAUCAAGCAUUCCGGAAAGUUCUUCAACAUCGAGUCCCGCCACAUCGUCGACCCGUCUCCCCAGCGCACUCCACUUCUUUUCCAGGCCGGCACAUCAGCAGCCGGCUCAGAAUUCGCCGCCACCCACGCAGAAGCCAUUUUCGUCUCUUCGCACUCCCCACAGGUCCUCCGGCCCAAGAUCGACAAGAUCCGCGAGCUAGCGAAGAGCAAAGGCCGCGACCCCAACAGCGUGAAGUUCUUCUCCACAUUCACUCCCAUCAUCGGCCGGACGCAGGAGGAGGCGGACGCGAAGCACAAAGAGCUUUUGAAGUACGUGUCGACGAUUGGAGGAUUGGUCCUCGUGUCGGGAUGGUCGGGCAUCGACCUCAGCCAGUACGACCCGGAUCAUGAGCUCACGGAAAAGGACCUGACAACCGAUCAUCGUGUGCGAUCUUUGCUUGACGCAUUUACUGUUACGUCACCCGAUAUUCCGAAGUGGACACCCCGCGUUAUUGCGGAGAAGGCAUCCAUCGGUGGUCUUGGACCUGUGGCGAUCGGUACGCCUGAGAAGGUUGCGGAUGAGCUUGAGAGAUGGGUUAAGGAGGCAGACGUCGAUGGUUUCAAUAUCGGCUAUGUUACUACGCCGGGCUCCUUCGAGGAUGUCGUCGAUCUUUUGAUCCCUGAGUUGAGGAGGAGAGGCAUUUACCCUCAGCCUGAAGAUAUUGAUGGAUUGACAACGAGGGAGAAGGUUUAUGGAAAGGGCCAGAAGGGAUUAAGAGACGACCACGAGGGCAGCAAAUAUAAGUACGACGUCUAUGAUGAGAAUCGCCCCUAGGCAU